GCCAAGGAAGGCUCGGUGCCGCUCCCCUCUGGGAAGGAAAAGAGCUCAGAAACUGUCUUGCAACAGAAAAAAAAUCCAACACUGUGUAGGUGUCCUGUGUGCGUGCUUCUGGGCAUAAUGGAGAACAUAGAGGCAAUCAUCCUAGUGAUCCUGGCUACACACAACCUGGUCCGUCUGCACCUGCACCGCAGUGGCAUUGCUGCCCGGGCCCGGAGAACCAUGCGACGGGUCAUGGCCAACCAUAUUUCCCUGCUACACCAGCUCCUUCCUGAUAUUUGUCCGGACAACGAGACCCGGCUGAUGGUGGAAGAGCUGAAUGCUGGUCCCCAUCGUUUCUGGUCUCGCCAGCUCAGCCAGGACUGGUGGGAACGUGUGGUGCUGGAGACUUGGGACCCCAGCCAGUGGCUCCAGAACUUCCGCAUGACCAAAGACACCUUCCUAGAACUCUGUGAGGAGCUGCGGCCAGAGCUGCAGCGCCAGACCACCACCAUGAGGGCCCCGCUCAGUGUGGAGAAGCGGGUGGGCAUUGCCCUCUGGAAACUGGCCACAACUGAGUGCUACCGGUCCGUGGCCAACCACUUUGGGGUUGGACGGUCCACUGUCGGGGAGGUCUUCAUCGAGGUGUGCCUAGCCAUCGAGAAGUUGCUAUUCAAGAAGGUGGUGGCUCUCAAAGACCCGAAAGAGGUUAUAGAGGGCUUUGCAGAAAUGGGGUUUCCUAACUGCGUGGGAGUUAUGGACAGGACCCACAUCCCCAUCAUAUGCACCGUUCGAAAGGGAACCAGUGUCAGCCAGAAAGGAUUUUUCCCCAUGUCGAUGCAGGGCACUGUGGACCAUAGGGGCCGUUUCAUCGACAUCGAACUCAGCUGGUGUGGAAAAGACAAGGAUACCUCCUUCUUUCAAAACCUAGCUCUUUGUGAGGCAAUGGACCAACAGUCGUUUGUUCCCGGGAACCCUACGAUGACACUUGGUGAUGUGGAGAUCCCCCCGCUGAUCUUGGGCGAUGCAUCCUAUCCUUUGAAGAAGUGGCUCAUGAGGCCUUUCACUGGCAACCUCAGCCCUCGCGAGGAGCAGUUCAAUUCCCGCCUGAGUGACUGCAAGAAGGUGGCUGAACAUGCCUUUGGGCGGCUGAAGGGGCGGUGGAGGUGCUUAGCCACCCGCUUGGAGGUUGCUGAGGAGAACAUUAUCCCUGUGGUGGUGGGCUCCGUUGUGCUCCACAAUAUAUGUGAGAAUCGUGGGCAUGCUUUGCUUGAUGGGCCUUGGGCCCAGGAUGGAGUAUGGGACCAAGCUCCUGAAGGGCACUUGAAAUACCCUACAUCCAUAGAGGAUGCACGAGAUGGGAACUUGGUGCGGGAGGCCCUGGCCAGCUACUUCAUGAGUGAUUCCUAAUUGCCAUGGGCCUUGAUUGAAUCAAGAAUUCCAUCGUUUCAAAUGUGUACUUUAGGUGAAGGCAAACCACUGUUUGUGCUUGGAGAGGAGACACUGGGAAGGUUGCCCACAGGGAUGUGAAGUAAAUUUUACCAUUCUUCAAUUCAGUUAAUCUACCUAAUCUAGUAUCUUUUGAUCCCACCCUUCCUCCAAGGAGUUUGGGUGGCCUACAUGGUCCUUCCCUGAUUUCUGUGUGGUUGUCAUGGCGACUAGUGCCUCUUGGCCUGGCUUGAAGACAAGUGGCAUUUAAAGGUACAGGAGCUGUCCUGCAUAUAGUUUUCCCCUAGUCCAUUGACAAUCCUAUAUGAUUAGCUCCCACUGAACUCCUCCUAGGUGUAGGAAGUAGCAACUGUUUUUCACAGGUUAAAGAAAGGCCUUUGAGGAGGGAAGCACUUACAAAUGGUCAUUUCCUAAUUUUAAA
Molecule: messenger RNA, 1846 nt
Organism: Eublepharis macularius
Lineage: Eukaryota; Metazoa; Chordata; Lepidosauria; Squamata; Eublepharidae
Exons: 3
Coding region: 118-1386 (422 amino acids)
Source: RefSeq, a predicted model, not a curated record